Molecule: messenger RNA, 1065 nt
Organism: Aspergillus affinis
Lineage: Eukaryota; Fungi; Ascomycota; Eurotiomycetes; Eurotiales; Aspergillaceae
Product: sterol desaturase family protein
Exons: 1
Coding region: 1-1065 (354 amino acids)
Biological process (GO): ergosterol biosynthetic process
Molecular function (GO): iron ion binding; C-4 methylsterol oxidase activity
Source: RefSeq, a predicted model, not a curated record
AUGGGCCGGGCUGCAGAAUCCAACCCCCAUUCUAUGAUUUCAGAUUGGCCGUUCAAGGACCGAAGCACAUGGAAUGGACCCCAGCGCUUCGUCGAUUUUAUGAACCUCUACCCUGUCUUUCCGCGCCAGCCACUGCCUAGUCAUUCAAAGACCGAUAAAAUUCCCUAUAUGUCCCAAUGGUCGCUGCAUCGCUUUAUCAUCGUCUUUGCUGCCAUACCCAUGUUGUUCCAUCAAACUUGGAUCAUCUUGACGGGGUGCUGUCUUGGAAAAUGUGCCGCAUUUUUCCUCUACAGCAGCGCAUAUGCGCUCCACAUUGUCCACCACGUUCGUCUGCUGCGCCGUGGAAUGUACCAGUACGGCUGUUUUGACGGAGACAUAGCUGAUCGCGAUGGCGUUCCGAACUCUGCCGUCGGUAAGAUACUGGGUUCUCUAUGCAAGGUAGCAGGUUUCCGCGUUGCCCUAGCCGUGCUUAUCACGUAUAACCCUGACGUCUCGCCUCUCACGGCCAUCAGCGACUUCACAUCAUGGGCGCCAUUCCUGGCUAAAUUAUCUCUUUAUGGCCUUGUUCUCGACUUUUGGUUUUACAUUUACCACCGUGCCUGCCAUGAGGUGCCUUUUCUUUGGAAAUAUCACCGUACACAUCACUUGACUAAACACCCUACCGCGGCUUUUUCGGCGUUCGCGGAUGACGAGCAAGAGCUUUUCGAGACCGUCAUUGUACCACUUCUAGCUCUUGGUACUAUGGGGCUUGUCGGUCUUCCUCUUGGUUUCUAUGAGUGGUGGUUUUGCCUUGAGUAUGUCAUUAUUGCUGAAAUUGCUGGCCAUAGUGGUAUUCGGCUACAUUCUCUUACUCCUUCACCGGUUUUAUGGCUGCUACGGCUUUAUGAUGUUGAGUUGGCAAUUGAGGACCAUGAUUUGCAUCAUCGGAAGGGAUAUCGGAAGAGUUUUAAUUAUGGUAAGCAGACAAGGGUUUGGGAUCGGUUGUUUGGUACUUGUGGGGAGAGGGUAGAAGCAAGGCAAACGAAUAUUGACUAUGAGAGGGUGGUGUGGAUGGAUCUCUUCUAA